UGGAACAACUAGAGUCACUUCGAACUCACUUGGAAAUAAACUUUUUACGAUACACACGUUGAAGAGUAUUCCAAAUGGUUGAAUUAGACAUAAAGCCGUUUCUUUAAUAAUUCUACUGUUAAGUUCGUACGCAUCGAACGAGUUUGAGUUUUUCAAGAUAUUGCACCGGCAAACUCACUCUUCAGCGAAAUUACUUUCACGAUUUUUUAUACCUUCUCCAUUCUUUUCAAAAUCAAUGAGUCUCAAUUAUCUCUAACUUUAUUAUCCGAAUUUAUAAUAAAGUUAUCAUAUGAACAUCGUUUCGCUGAUAUGAUACAAUGAACACAAUGAAGAUACAUUUGUGGUAAGCGGGCCUUACACCCUCGCACACACCCUCAUACAGGGGUAUUUAUUUCAAAGGGUAUAUGACGGAGAGUUUGGAAAUGAAGACAAGAUUAAGUUUUGAUAAUGAGGAAUAAUGGUUGAAAAAAUAAAGUGAUGGCUCGAUUGAAAAUAUUCUGCAGCUCACCAGCUGCACGACUGAUAUAAUAAGUAUUCACUGACUCACUCACUAUAAAUUAACCAACAAAAUUCAUAUCUAAGAAUGGUGGGGUAGUGUUUACACAAAAAAACAGAAAAAAAAUGAACUCGUUUUAUUUUCAAAGGUAAAUGUAUAUUUUUAUUAUAUCAAUUUCAGAUGAACUAUUGGUUGAAAUUACUACUCCUGUCGACCUUUCUAGGAUUUGUGAAAGCGCAACAUUUCAUAAAGUUGGUUGUUCUUGCUGGUCUGGGUCUUGCCGGUUUGUGGAUGGUACAUACUCUUGCACAAGAUUUCAAUGUGAUUCAAAAUAAUAGCAAUAACAACGAUGGAGAAAGAGGUUUGUUCAAGAGAUCGAUUCCUGAUAAAGAUAAGGUUAUUGAUUGGGAAAUGGUCCUUUCGAGAGAUCCAGCAAGCUGCGCUAGGAGCUUCCUGUGUCAACUCGUAGCUACAAAGGAACAGCUUUUAUCAAAUGAAGAAAAACUGAUGCUAAAUUUGGUCAGGCAUUCAUCAAAAGGAGACACCUGGGCCAGUAAACAACUCCAGGAGGCUCUGAAAAAUGGAGAGAAAAUCACGAGGCCUUCUCAAUGUAUGAAAAUUUAUAAAUAUUGUCCUUUCACGAGUCAGAUGAUGAUGACACUGUUAAGAAUGUUUGGAAGAUGAAUUAUUUACAGCUUCCUCAAGUAAUUAAUGAUUUUAGAAUGAUUUGUACAUAAUUUUCCUUUAUAUUUAUAGUACCAAUUAUUUUAAGUUUUUCUUAUUCAGUUUCUUAUCCACUCGUUAAGAAAAUAUAUACUUUGGAAUUA
Molecule: messenger RNA, 1323 nt
Organism: Leptinotarsa decemlineata (Colorado potato beetle)
Lineage: Eukaryota; Metazoa; Arthropoda; Insecta; Coleoptera; Chrysomelidae
Source: RefSeq, a predicted model, not a curated record